Molecule: messenger RNA, 1572 nt
Organism: Sodiomyces alkalinus F11
Lineage: Eukaryota; Fungi; Ascomycota; Sordariomycetes; Glomerellales; Plectosphaerellaceae
Product: alpha/beta-hydrolase
Exons: 2
Coding region: 308-1510 (400 amino acids)
Biological process (GO): regulation of lipid storage
Cellular component (GO): endoplasmic reticulum
Source: RefSeq, a predicted model, not a curated record
GGCAGACUGUAGACUGGACAGCCUGUAGCUAUAGUAAGACUUGUUGAUGGACAGGCUGACAUCCGGUUCACCGUUCUGGUUAAUAGGGACUUAUCAAUUAAUCACUUUUCAUGCGAUGGACAAUGGCCUCACACGAAAUACUCUGGUCCCACCGCGCGGAGUUGACGGCCGUUGACCCGGAGCAAAAACCGGCUCCCGGCCGAGUAAACGAGCCUCGGCCCCCAAACCCCCCCACGUCGCAUGUCAAGCCUCGCAGUGGCAUUGAAAGUUGUCCUCCCGAUAAGCUCCUCGUUUUGCUCAGCAAACCAUGAGAUCACUGGAGCCCAAACUAGCUUCGGCAGCCGUCACGGCGUCGGCACUUGUCUUGCUCGCCGCAUACCUCCGCAUCCGUCCCGCGCUGAUACGGCCCCCAUCCGAUACGGCCCCCAAGCCACCGGCCCGUUCUCCCAGAUGGCGGCUACCACUUGAAGAAGGGGUGCUACCGCCUCGUCAUCCGUACCCGCUCGAUCUUCUUCCUGGAGGUCGGGAUGUCGAGACGCCGUAUGGCUUCUUGAGGGUGUAUGAAUGGGGGAGUGAGGAUGGCCAGAAAGUCUUGCUCUUACACGGCAUCGGAACCCCGUGUCCCGCGUUGGGUGAGAUGGCCAGGGAGCUCGUGGAGAGGGGCUACCGGGUUAUGUUGUUUGACUUCUUCGGCCGCGGCUACUCCGACGCGCCCACCGACCUGCCCUACGACGCCCGCCUCUACGUAACCCAAAUCCACCUAGCCCUCGCCUCCUCCCCGCUCGCCUGGUCCGGCGCCAACGCCUUCCACCUCAUCGGCUACUCGCUCGGCGGCGCCGUCGCCGCCUCCUUCGCCCGCUACCACCCGCAUGCCGUGCGAUCCCUCGUCCUCGUCACCCCGGGCGGCCUCAUCCGCUCCCACCACGUCUCGCGCACAAGCCGGCUUCUCUACUCGGAGGGCGUCCUCCCGGAACCUUUACUCCGCCGCCUCGUCCGCCGGCGCUUGGAACCGCGUCCCAGUUCCCCCCCGAGCGGCGGCGGCGGUACAGGAGACGGAGGACAGGCCUCCUCGGAGUUUGAUGACGCGGUGAUCGACCCGUCGCGUCCUGGCCUGCGCGUUGCCGACCUGAUGGAAUGGCAGCUGCGUCGACAUCCUGGGUUUGUCCCGGCGUAUAGGAGCACGCUGCGCCACACGCCUAUCUACGACCAGGGCGAUGCGGAGUGGAAGCCCCUGCGCGGCAUCUUGGCUGCGAGGAGGCAGAAGGGGGCGGUGGGGGAGGGGUCAAAGCUGCCCGGGUUGACGGGUGGCAGGAUCUGCUUUGUGCUGGGGGAGACGGAUUCGAUAUCCGUGCCAGAGGAGAUCGGGGAGGACGCGAAGCGUGUGCUGGGUGAUGAAGCGGUCGUCAUUGAGGUCGUGAAAGGGGCUGGACAUGAGGUCGGCAUUACCAGGGGAAGAGAUGUUGCGGGCCUGGCGGUGGAGUUUUGGAUGUCUUCUGAGCAGGCUACGUAGUAGGCUUCUUUGUUAGAAUAGCGGUAGAUGUCUAUAGAGUUGCACAAAAUAUAAGACACCAG